AACGUGACCUUCUCAAACGGAAGUUGCUCACCGGCAUUCGUUCAUCGCAUAGGCUCUGGGAGGUGGUCUAAAACUUUACGUUUUACACACAUUUAUUUAAAAAAGUAGAGUAAAGAUGGCAUUUUCACUUAAAGCAUUAGCUUCAAGAAAUUUAAGCCGUUCAGUGCGACAAUUUUCUUCAUCAACACAGAAUAAUGCCAAAGUAGCAGUUUUGGGAGCCUCUGGUGGUAUUGGACAGCCGAUGUCUCUGCUAAUUAAGCAAAGCCCACUGGUUUCACAUCUUGCCCUGUAUGAUAUAGCUAAUACUCCCGGUGUUGCAGCAGAUCUGAGCCACAUUGAAACCAAAGCAAAGGUUACAGGACAUCAGGGGCCGGAUGAGCUUCAAGAAUGUUUGGAGGGCUGCUCAAUCGUCGUCAUCCCAGCUGGUGUCCCGAGAAAACCAGGUAUGACACGUGAUGACCUUUUCAACACCAAUGCAUCAAUUGUUAAGACAUUAGCAGAAGGCUGUGCAAAGUAUUGUCCAAAGGCUAUGAUUGGAAUCAUUUCCAACCCUGUUAACUCAACCGUGCCAAUCACCAGUGAAGUAUUCAAGGCCGCUGGGGUGUACGAUCCCAAUAGAAUCUUUGGUGUGUCUACAUUGGACAUUGUAAGAGCAAACACAUUUAUCGCAGAGGCAAAGGGGCUUGAUGUGUCCACCACUAAUUGUCCAGUGAUUGGGGGUCAUUCUGGAAUAACUAUCAUUCCAGUCAUUUCACAGUGCACACCUAAGGUAUCGUUUGGUGAAGAAGAAUUGGCACAGAUGACGGACAGGAUCCAGAACGCUGGUACAGAGGUAGUCAAUGCCAAGGCUGGAGCAGGAUCUGCCACGUUGUCGAUGGCCUAUGCUGGUGCCAGGUUCACUUUCUCUCUAAUUGAGGCAAUGAAUGGCAAACAGGGUGUCAUUGAGUGUGCAUUUGUCAAAUCGGACCUCACUGAAGCUACCUACUUUGCUACACCUCUUCUUCUUGGGCCUAAUGGUAUAGAGAAGAAUCUAGGAAUUGGAACUCUUUCAGCGUAUGAGACAAAGCUAGUCAAAGACUGCAUUGAAGAAUUAAAGAAAAACAUCAAAAAGGGGGAAGAUUUUGCUGCUAAUAAUUAAUGAGUAUCACAGAUAA
Molecule: messenger RNA, 1154 nt
Organism: Anneissia japonica
Lineage: Eukaryota; Metazoa; Echinodermata; Crinoidea; Comatulida; Comatulidae
Product: malate dehydrogenase, mitochondrial-like
Exons: 8
Coding region: 116-1138 (340 amino acids)
Biological process (GO): tricarboxylic acid cycle; carboxylic acid metabolic process
Cellular component (GO): cytoplasm; mitochondrion
Molecular function (GO): L-malate dehydrogenase (NAD+) activity
Source: RefSeq, a predicted model, not a curated record